Molecule: messenger RNA, 2386 nt
Organism: Drosophila arizonae
Lineage: Eukaryota; Metazoa; Arthropoda; Insecta; Diptera; Drosophilidae
Gene: Cyp49a1
Product: Cytochrome P450 49a1
Molecular function (GO): monooxygenase activity; iron ion binding; heme binding
Source: RefSeq, a predicted model, not a curated record
AGCGCUGCGAUCGCGUUUAGUGCGUCGCGUUUGCUCUACGAGGCAGCUGGCAAAAGCGGAGCUACGACUUUCGGUUUCUAUUGGCCAACGAGUUUGCAAGUUAGCGUGACGCUUUGAUGUUUUAAGUGGAAGUGGAAGUGCCACACCAACACAGCCGAACAACGACAGAGAAUUGAACAACAACAACAGAAAAUAUGUCAAGCUUGAGGAAGACCACAGCGGCGCUGAUAAAGCGCACCAACUACUCCGCAACGUCGACGCUGUUGCCCCGAGCUGGCGGCGGUGCGGCCGAUGCAGGAGCCGCACCACAUGACGGCGUGGGCGUGGCAACGGAAAUUGAAAAAUCUUUGGCGUCUGGAGCGAUGCAGCGACAGCGACAACAACAACAACAACAACGAAUCGAAUCUGCCAUCAGCAGCAACACAACAGCAGCAACAACAGCAACAACAGCAGCAGCUGCCACAGCUACAACAACAACAAGCGCAACAGCGACAGCUACACCUGCUGUGCGUCCCUAUGAGGAGGUGCCCGGGCCUUAUCCAUUGCCAUUGAUUGGCAAUUCAUGGCGCUUUGCGCCACUAAUUGGCACGUACAAAAUUAGCGACCUCGACAAGGUAAUGCACGAGCUGCAUAUCAACUACGGCAAAAUGGCCAAAGUGGGCGGACUCAUUGGGCAUCCGGAUUUGCUGUUUGUGUUCGAUGGCGAUGAAAUACGCAACAUAUUCAAAAAGGAGGAGGCCAUGCCGCACAGACCCUCGAUGCCUUCGCUGCGACAUUAUAAGGGUGAACUGCGCCGCGACUUCUUUGGCGAUGUGGCUGGUCUAAUUGGCGUGCACGGUCCCAAGUGGGAGGCAUUUCGCCAGGAGGUGCAACAAAUUUUGCUGCAACCGCAAACGGCCAAGAAGUACAUACCCCCGCUGAAUGAUAUAGCCAGCGAGUUUAUGGUGCGCAUAGACGAGAUGCGCAACGAGCAGCAGGAGCUGCCUGACAAUUUUCUGCACGAACUGUACAAAUGGGCGCUCGAAUCGGUGGGCCGUGUUUCGCUGGACACACGACUGGGCUGUUUGUCACCGGAGGGCAGCGCUGAGGCACAGCAAAUUAUUGAGGCCAUCAAUACGUUCUUCUGGGCGGUGCCAGAGCUGGAGCUCCGCAUGCCCCUGUGGCGCCUCUAUCCCACGAAGGCCUAUCGCAGUUUUGUGCGCGCCCUGGAUCAAUUUUCUGCCAUUUGCAUGAAGAACAUCAGCCAGACGAUGGACAAGGCCGACGCGGACCAGGCCAGCGCGAUAGCCAAAAGCGAGGCAGACAUCUCCAUUGUGGAGCGCAUCGUUCGCAAAACCGGCAAUCGAAAGUUGGCAGCUGUCUUGGCCCUGGAUCUGUUUCUCGUGGGCGUCGAUACGACCUCGGUUGCCGCCUCGUCAACCAUUUAUCAGUUGGCCAAGAAUCCGGAUAAGCAGCAGCGUUUGUUCGAGGAAUUGCAGCGCGUGUUCCCAACGCGCGAUGCCCAGAUCAAUCAGCAUGUCCUCGAGCAGAUGCCCUAUAUGAGAGCGUGCGUCAAGGAGACGCUGCGGAUGAAGCCGGUGGUCAUUGCAAAUGGACGCAAUUUGCAGGCAGAUGCUGUUAUCAAUGGCUAUCAUGUGCCAAAGGGCACGCACGUCAUCUUUCCACAUCUGGUGGUCUCAAAUGAUCCUACAUAUUUCCCGGAACCCAAACGUUUUCUGCCCGAGCGCUGGCUCAAACAGGGCACAGCUGAGGGCUGCCCGCAUGCGGGCCAGAAGAUACACCCCUUCGUAAGCCUGCCUUUUGGCUAUGGACGUCGCAUGUGCGUGGGUCGGCGUUUCGCUGAAAUCGAGUUGCAUACGCUGUUGGCCAAGAUCUUUCGCAAAUACCACGUAUCCUAUAAUUCCGACGAAUUCGUUUACCGCGUCAAUUCCACGUAUAUACCUGAAUCGCCGUUAAAUUUCAAAUUGACGCCACGUGAAGAGUGAGGCAAGGAGAAGAAGCAGAAGAAAGAGGCGGAGGCGGAGGAGGAGCAGCAGCAGCAGUAGCCGUUGAGGAUUUGCAGCUGUCGCACAACGCGGCGGCUGUGUGAUAUUUUUAGCAGCACGCAUAUUUUUUGUUAUUGUUACUGUUGUUGUUGUUGUUGUUGCUGCUGMUGUUGCUUUUGCUGUUUGGUUUCCAUUUGCUUGACUGUCACGCGUUUGUCUUUUUCUUAAUUAAGCAAAUGUAUCUGAGCCAGGACACUGACAGCAGCGGCAACAGUAGCUUUGUACAUAUAUCUCUAUAUCUAUAUCUAUAUAUCUUUGUUCGUAUUGUAUUCGUGUUAGUCAUCAAUUCUAGUUUUACUGUACGCAGCCAAAAGUCGUAGUCAAUAAAGAGCCUAAAAGUA